Messenger RNA from Leguminivora glycinivorella, 3039 nucleotides. Its product is annotated as transmembrane protein 165-like. Gene Ontology annotation, molecular function: calcium ion transmembrane transporter activity; manganese ion transmembrane transporter activity. The record is from RefSeq and is a predicted model, not a curated record. Gene Ontology annotation, biological process: Golgi calcium ion homeostasis; manganese ion transmembrane transport; calcium ion transmembrane transport. Gene Ontology annotation, cellular component: Golgi apparatus. Lineage: Eukaryota; Metazoa; Arthropoda; Insecta; Lepidoptera; Tortricidae. The transcript has 6 exons. Bases 182 to 985 code for a protein of 267 amino acids.
CUGUCAUGUCAAUUUAGGAAACGCGAUGUGUUCCUGAAAAUGUGUGUUUUCGUGUGAUAUCCAGUUAUUACUUUUAUAUUAAUAAUCACGUAAUGUGACAAUAGUAUAAUCGUUUUAGAUAUAUAGUUUUAUUGAUCUAACAAGAGAUCUGAAUAGUGGUUAGACUAGAUAAGUGUUCAACAUGGUGCGAAGACGGUCAUACAUUUUGGGCGCUAUGGCGUUUGCGGUGAUGUGGGCAGUGGCAUCGGCCAGUGAUGCACAAGGAGUAUCUUCAACAGCUGCCACGGAGCGCGCGGCCACCACCGGGAGCUUCUGGCAAGGCUUUCUAGCCUCCCUGUCAGUGGUCAUAGUCUCCGAGCUUGGCGACAAAACCUUCUUCAUCGCCGCCAUAAUGGCCAUGAAGCACCCACGCAUCAUCGUCUUCGCCGGCGCGAUAUCAGCUCUCGUCUUCAUGACCAUACUCUCCGCGGCCUUCGGAUGGAUCGCGACGUACAUACCAAGGAUAUACACGUAUUACAUCAGUGCGGCGCUGUUCGCGAUCUUUGGGCUGAAGAUGCUGAGAGACGGGUGGAAAAUGGACCCGAAUGAAGGGCAGGAGGAGUUAGAGGAGGUGCAGAGUGAAUUGAAGAGGAGGGAGGAUCAGGAUGAAAAAGAAGAAACUCUAGAAAUGCUAGAGCAGGGUCAAGCAGAGAACAAGCGGCGGAAACGAAACGCCGUUAUUAAGGUGCUCCUCCAAGCGGCGACGCUAACCUUCCUCGCGGAGUGGGGCGACCGGUCGCAGCUGGCGACGGUGGUGCUGGCCACGCGCGAGAACACCGUCGGCGUGGUGGUGGGCGGCUCGCUGGGACACGCGCUGUGCACCGGCCUGGCUGUCGUGGGGGGUAGGAUGGUCGCGCAGAAGAUAUCUGUUAGGACUGUGACAAUAAUCGGUGGCUUGGUGUUCCUCUUCUUCGCCGUGAGUGCGCUCUUCAUCGGCCCCGACUAAUGUAGACAAUGUACGUGUAAGUGACAAUAGUAUGAUAGUUCCUUGUGCACUUAAUAUUACGUGCUGAGAACGAUUUUGUUAGAGCUAGUGUUGCUUAGGGCCAGUUCAUCAAACACAGUUAACAGACAUUAACGUAACGCAGAAAUUCCCAUAUAAAAAAAAUACGAACGCUAAAUUUAGUUUGGUGCAACCGACAAUUACGGCCCGGCCACGACAUUGGUCUAAGCGCGAUAUCGGUGAGCGGCGGCCAUACAUUGGAGCGAGACACAGCGAUGUGACUUUUCAUUCGCACGUAUGGCUGCCGGUCACCGCUGUCGCGCUUAGACCAAUGUCGUGGCUGGGCCGUUACGCUUAGGACUCAAUUAUUUUGAUUUACCAUAGUCGACAUUUUUUAAGCGCUUAGCAGAAAUGAGUAAGGUUUUUAUUAAGACUCAAAAGACUUGAGUUCACAACACUAGCUCAACCUCAAUUGUUUUUAACUUUAUUAAAACUUGAGAGACCGAUUCUAAACCUAGUAAGAAUCUAGGAAUUUCACUAUCUGCCGGAUCUUACUAUUGGCCGCCGACAUAUGCCACUGGUCCCACAUGCGAUGAGCAAUCGGUGAUAGAAACGGAACAAAAGAUAGUCGCUCCUGUGUAAAGAAAAGAGAGAGUGAGAGAUUAGUUCAUCGCUCGGUGACGAACUUGCUUUUGGUGCCUAUAGAUUGUUUCGGCUAUUACAACCCAGCCACGACAUUGGUCUAAGCGCGACAGCGGUGAGCGGCGGCCAUACGUGCGAAUGAAAAGUCUCAUCGCUGUGUCUCGCUCCAAUGUAUGGCCGCCGCUCACCGCUGUCGCGCUUAGACCAAUGUCGUGGCCGGGCCUUUAUGGCAUAUAUAUUAUAUUGACUAAUUUGUAAUGUGUCAAAUUCAAUGAAAUGUACUUAGUUUUCGUCUUGGACGCGUAAACAUUUAAUUUUUCAGAGAAAUUGUCAAGAUGACUUUUUAAAUAAUAAUUUUGAUGUAAAAAAUAUUAGGACUAUCUGUAUAGUCGCCAUCAGAAAACGCAUUUUGUCACAUACUACUGACGGGACGAUUAUAUUAUUAUAGUCUGUCAAAAUCUUUGUCAGUUGAAAAAGAGGGAAAAUUCAAUUCUUGUAGGUAUGAAUGAGACGAUAAUCUUUUGCAUGUUUUUUUAUUUUCCGUUUUUUUUCAACUGACAAAAGCGAGUAACCAAUAAAAUAUUGUUGGAACGUUGUUCAAUAUCGGCACUACUUUGAAAAAAACUUGUAUCUUCUUCUGUGAAUGAAGAGAAAAAUGUAUUAAGUGUGUAUGGAAUGCAUAUAGACUUACUACGUUUUGUCUUUGAGGAGCAGUGUGAGAUACGAGAUUUUUCAAAGUAGUGACGAUAUAAAUUAAUAGUUUUGUAUCUGUAUGAAAAUUCCAUGUUACUGUUACUAUUGUAAACUCAUUGGUUAAGAUAACAUAACGGUAUUUAUGAAAUUAAAAGCGCACGCAAAGCGCACGAAAAAAAAUGCAUUUUAGAGUUAGGCUAUUGAAUCUUUUAUGACAUACCUCAUAAUAAGAAAAUUAUCUGCGAAGUAGUACAUUACGAUACACGUGCGGAAAAGUUCGAAACGAGUGUAAAUUAAAACACGUCCGAAGGGAGCUUCCUGUUUUCCGCACUUGUAUCGUAAAGUAGUAUUGUUUAGUUCAUUUUGUUCAAGAGUGCUGCAGAAUCAAUUUGUACGUACAAAGAUGUGUUAUGUUAAGUACCUAGAGCAGUAAUGCAAGAAAUAUAAUAGAUCAUAUGGAAUUGUCGGCCGAAUCGAAGGAGAGUUCGACAAAUACCUACGUGAUUUUAUUAUUUCUUAUUUUCUGCAGCAGUAUGUAGGUAUACUAUUUUUCUGUUCGACAUAGCCGGUAACUUCGUUUAGCGUAGCGGGCUGAAAGUUACGCAAGGCAAAAAAACUAUACUUAUUUUUUAAUUUUGAUUCGUGUCACAGAUUAAAUAUAAGAUCAUACCAUCCCAUACAUUAAAAUGCGACCGCCUAAGAACGCGCAUACACUACACCAC